GGGAAAAUCUUACAUUCUACGUCGAAGCAUUUGUCGUUUGUCGUUCACAUAGAAUGAAGGUGGGUUAGUUCUUCCAAAUUUGUACAUAAGAAAUAUUUGUUUUAGAAAUAUUGUAGUCUGGAUGUACUAUUGAGUUCUAUCAUUCUUCGUCUAUGCACAUAUAUAGUUUGUAUUCGUUCUAAAUUAUUUAAUUGACUCGCGUUUGUAACGGCCACUAUCAUGAAACCUGGAGGUGGCACAAAGGUUUCUACCGCCAAAACUGUUGCUUCUGAGGAUAAGGUCAGAAAGUCUUUGCACGUUUUGCAGCCAACAGCCACUAACAAAGAAAAUCUAGUUGGUGGUAGGAGGAUGCUGAGAUCUUCUCUAACAUCAAAAGAAACACAAAAAGGCGAUGUAAAUGAAAAGUCUAAAAAUGAUGAGAAACCAAAACGUAAAAAAAUAACUUUAAAAGAUAAAGCAGUUCAAACUGCAAGAGGAGGAAAAAUAAAAAUUGAAGUUGAAGACUUAACAUCCGAAGCUGGGCCUAGUGAAAACUACUGGGAAGUCUUGGCUGAAAGGCGGCGGAUAGCGCUUGAGGAUGCGUUAGAAGAUAACAGAGAAUUGAUUGGACGUGUUGAGAAAUUAGAAGAAGAAAAUCGCAUAUAUAAAGAAAUGUUAGAAGAAUCGAGAUCACUAGUCGAAGUUUUGCAGGAAAUGCUUGGAGAAGAUAGGAAUGAUAUAAAUAAUUCUUUAGAAGAUACCAUUUAAUUUAACGUUUUGCACUCAUGUACUAAUUGGUGCCUUAUGAUUAAAAUACAGUGCAUUAAAUUAGGCACAAUGUGUAAUCUACUCGUCAAUAAUAAAUAUUGGCGGGUCGUGUAAUUAACAAGAAAAGAAAGUCUGACUGAGUAAAGAUCCUAGAAGAACUAAAAAUGGAAACAUUUCUUGGUGUUUCUAAAUUCAUUUUAAUUAUCUUUGGUUACUUGUAUUUAUAUUAAUUUGUCAUUUAAUGAAUCAACUAAGACUAUAGCUGCAACUACAGAUGUAUUUAUCUCAUAGAAUACCACAUAAUAUAGUAUAAAUAUUAGAUAUUUUUGAUUAUAAUGAAUAAAUUGAUUUUCUAAUA
Molecule: messenger RNA, 1105 nt
Organism: Bombus pascuorum
Lineage: Eukaryota; Metazoa; Arthropoda; Insecta; Hymenoptera; Apidae
Gene: geminin
Product: geminin
Exons: 5
Coding region: 220-747 (175 amino acids)
Biological process (GO): negative regulation of DNA replication; negative regulation of cell cycle
Cellular component (GO): nucleus
Source: RefSeq, a predicted model, not a curated record